AAAAACACGAUGAUACUUAAAAACUCAUUACUAACAGAAUUUAUUUAGAAAAACAACUUAUGAGAAAAUCAAAUCUGACAACAAAUUCCACCACCGUAGACAGCACUAACAACGCUAAAAAAAAUACCGCAAGUUUCACCGCGAACUGUACGAACCGCAACGAAAAAAGAAAGAAAAACCGAACCUGGUGCCCUGAACACAAUGCCACCAUCAGCCGCCGCCACAGGCGACGACGACGAAGACCACGCCCUUCCCUCUUCCAAUCCAUCGUUCGCUCAAAUCUCGGGUUCCGACAUGGAUAUCGAUAACGGUGAUGACGAAGAAGAGGAGGACCCGGAAGAAGAAGUAGGCGGCGGAGAUAACGACGACGAAGAGGAGAUAGAAGAAAAAGAAGAAGUUGAAGAGGAGGAAGUUGAUCAGAGACGUAACGAUAAUAGACAGCAUCUGGAGUCUGACAGGCAAAUGGGAUCACAUUCUACACUUGAGAUGUCUGAAAUGAGGGAAGAUAGUGUCAGUAAUUUCAAAUGUUCUGGCCCUUUGGAUGGACCAUUGACAUUGCAGAAGGAGAAGUCAUGUGUGAAUUAUUUAGAUUCAUGGUCCCCCAAAUUGAGUAAACAUUUGGUUAUUGCUCGAAAAAAUGGAACUUUGGAACAUGCAAUUAAUAAAACAGAUGCCUUCGGCCAUAGCAAGACUCAUUUAAGUAAUAGUAGCGAAGCUGUAGCUGUUGAGACCACUGAGCCAUUUGUUAUCACAGGCAUAGAGGUGGAUGUUGUCUUAUCUAAGAGAAACUGCUUGGGUCAGGAGGCUAAUGUCGUUCUGGAUUCGAAGGAAGAACUUAAACCAGUGGACGUGAAGUCAGAGGAUAGCAAAGAGCAAACAGAAUCGAGGUUAUCCAGAUUGGUGGCUUCUGUGACAAGGGCAAGAAGUUUAUCCCCUUCUACUGAGCUUAGGGAUGGAAACAAACGCGCAGCAGUAAUUUGUGACUUUUUUGCGAAAGGGUGGUGCAUUAGAGGGAGUUCAUGUAGGUUCCUUCAUAAAACCAACAAAGCAGAUAACACAGGCCAACAGUUAGGGUUAGAUGAGGUUGCAAUCCGAGAAGACCAGUUUGAUGAAGGUGCGAGAAACAUUUUGGAGACACCAAAGUUUCCUCAUUUUCCUGACCCAGUUGCUGCUUCAACAGGAAAAGAAGCUACAUUUUCUUCUCAUUUCUCUUCAGAAAGACUCCCACCACUAGAACACAAAGAAAAUGAGAGGUUGCAUCAGUUGGAUGAUGAGCACAAGUUGUCACUUCGACAAAGAGUGGGCAUUCCUCUCAAUGCCAAGCAAUUUUCUUCCUCCAAAGACGAUCCCAGCUUUUCUUCCUCUUUUAAGGAUGUAGGAAUGGAGAAUUUUAGACAACAUUGGCCUGCGACUGAUUGUGGUAGUUACACUUCUCUAAUUAACAGAGGAUCAUCAUUUUCUUUUAGUUCCUCUUUUGAUACAAGCCUGCUUGGUUCUCAAAAGCUGCUGGAUAGUGAUCGUGCUUCUAGAUCAUCUUCAUUACCGCGAAGUGCUUCUGCUUUCUCUGGUUCUGAGCCAGAAAGUUUGUCUUUAGCUAGUGUACCUGGGGAUCAAUUACGUCAUGCAGAGCAUAAAACAAAAAUUUCUUCAAAUGACUGGGAGCCAUCUAUACCUUUUCGCCCUUCCUUUUUCAUUACUCCUGAAAUGAUAUCAUCUGCUAGGAGCAAGUAUGAUCCUCUUCGAGAUAGCUUUGUCUUGCCCAAUGUAGGAGAUAAAUCCUUCAAAUUCUCUUUCUUUAGUCUAGGAGCAUCAAUCUCAAAUGCAUUGCAGCAACCGAUAUAUGGUGAUUCCUUGUCAAAUCGAAACUUUGGCACUGAAUGUAAAGGUGACAAAAGUACUAUAUCUUCUCAUGAUAAACCCCACAGAAGUCUGUCGGAUAAAAAUUGCAGUACACCUGGAAAAGAUUCAUUUACUACUGCAACAGUGACAGGAGGAGCUGGUACGGCUGAUGGUGAAAAUGGGAGUGCACUCAAGGAAGAAAGUGCCUCAGGUAUUGGUUAUGAAAAAGUUAAUCGAGUUACAAACAAAAAUGAUUGUGAUGCUAGACCCCAAAUAGAUAGGUCAAGACACAAAAAGGACUUAAAGGCAGAUAGUGUUAGACAAAACAAUGACAUGGAGGUUGAUCAAAAGAUAGGUGGGGAUCUGCAAAAAGAAUCAAAAGUGCUGAGACAUUUUCGUGCUGCUCUUAUUGAUUUUGUUAAAGAUUUGUUGAAACCAACUUGGCGUGAAGGUCAUCUCAGCAAGGAUGCACAUAACACAAUAGUUAAAAAGACAGUUGAGAAGGUUCUUAGCACCUUGCAACCUCAUCAAAUUCCAGCUAAUGUUGAGUCAAUUAAGCAAUAUCUUUCUUCAUCUCAGCCAAAAAUGGCAAAGCUUGUUGAGGGAUACAUUUCUAAGUAUGGAAAAUCUUGAGAUGCCUGGCCAUAUGGCUUUCUUUCUGUACAGUUUCCGACACAUCUAGUUAUUCAGAAAACCAUGACAGUUUGUAUGAGGCUUAUUUAGCAGUAGUUAAAACUGAGAUUCAGGCGGAAUGUUGUGAAUUUUGUAAGAUAUUUUUCUUUAUGGAGUACUCUUUUCCUCCUAGCUCAUAUAUUUGGAAGAAAAUAAAACCAUAUAUAUAUAUAUAUUUAGUUUGGGAUCAUGUGUAUAAAGAGCAAUAUAAAACUAUUCUUAGGACCUAA
Populus euphratica (Euphrates poplar) is the source of this 2741-nucleotide messenger RNA. It is a transcript of the gene FES1, whose product is annotated as Zinc finger C-x8-C-x5-C-x3-H type family protein. Lineage: Eukaryota; Viridiplantae; Streptophyta; Magnoliopsida; Malpighiales; Salicaceae. The transcript is spliced from 6 exons. Gene Ontology annotation, molecular function: metal ion binding. The record is from RefSeq and is a predicted model, not a curated record. Bases 202 to 2472 code for a protein of 756 amino acids.